This is a messenger RNA of Oppiella nova, 480 nucleotides long. Lineage: Eukaryota; Metazoa; Arthropoda; Arachnida; Sarcoptiformes; Oppiidae. The record is from the annotation of a GenBank genome assembly.
AGUAUUUUUGUUGUUUAUCUCACAAAACAUAUGAUUUGCAAAACACCACAUAUUUUGCACUCAAAUAAGUCAUUCAUUUGAUCCAUAGUUUCGUUUGAUUAGCAUUUAGUGGUCACUCGUAUGUCAGUACUGGUCAUCAGGCAACUGAUCCGCCGCUCAAGACAUCCACUCAACGCGUACGCCAACCGUAAGGCCAUUACACAUACACCGCGUGUGCGCCUAUCAAUGAACACCAACACCACCGCCGAUGACAACAGCGGUCGCACCGGUAGGGGAGAGGCCGACGGCGCCGAACAGUUGACAGGAGGUACGGGCGCCGGUAUCGCAGCGGUUCAGGUGGGAACUGGCGGUCAGCAACCGGUGCCCAAACAGUGGCGCCCGAACCCGGAGCUCAUGUCGCUGUUGACGGAUAUGGGUAUCAGUGGUGUGGCCGCCAAGAAGGCGCUGUACUAUACGGACAACCAGUCCAUCGAGUUGGCC